Molecule: messenger RNA, 675 nt
Organism: Athalia rosae (coleseed sawfly)
Lineage: Eukaryota; Metazoa; Arthropoda; Insecta; Hymenoptera; Athaliidae
Gene: RpII18
Product: DNA-directed RNA polymerases I, II, and III subunit RPABC2
Exons: 3
Coding region: 133-525 (130 amino acids)
Biological process (GO): DNA-templated transcription
Cellular component (GO): RNA polymerase III complex; nucleus; RNA polymerase II, core complex
Molecular function (GO): DNA-directed RNA polymerase activity; DNA binding
Source: RefSeq, a predicted model, not a curated record
UCGAUUGUUGCCAACGUGAAUCACAAUUUACACAGAGAGCAAGCUCACAAGACGAAGUGCGUGUGACGUUGAGAUAGUUUCGUUUAUUAGUCGCACAAAUCUCACACAAAAUUUAAUCUCUACCCCAACACAAUGGCCGAUGAUGAAUUCGACGGAGAUGAGGUUGUCGAUGACUUUGACGACGUUGAUGAUGACGAUAAUAUCGAAUUAGAGCAGCAAGAAGAAGAUGGGGAAAAUAUCGAACUGUUAGCCGCUGGGGAUGCUCAGGGUAGUGUACAAAAGUCUAAGAGAAUCACAACAAGAUACAUGACGAAGUAUGAAAGAGCGAGAGUAUUGGGUACACGGGCACUACAGAUAGCCAUGUGCGCACCUGUGAUGGUGGAACUGGAGGGUGAAACCGACCCUCUGCAAAUAGCCAUGAAGGAGCUAAAGCAACGUAAAAUUCCAAUCGUCAUUCGACGGUACUUACCUGACAACAGUUACGAAGAUUGGGGAAUUGACGAACUAAUUAUUAUAGACCACUAAAUAAUUAUUCAAAUAUUUAUUUCCGUUCAUGCUCCCUAGCUACCCUUUUCGACCUUCAUGUUGUCCGAAUAUGAAGACUACAAUAAUUGGUAAUUUCAAUUAAUGCAAAACUUUUUCUAAUAAAAAUUAUGAAACUUGUUUCUUCGCAAG